Molecule: messenger RNA, 1526 nt
Organism: Melanotaenia boesemani (Boeseman's rainbowfish)
Lineage: Eukaryota; Metazoa; Chordata; Actinopteri; Atheriniformes; Melanotaeniidae
Gene: tedc1
Product: tubulin epsilon and delta complex 1
Exons: 8
Coding region: 146-1375 (409 amino acids)
Source: RefSeq, a predicted model, not a curated record
ACGUUUCCUAGCAACGACCCGGAAGUUCUUCGUCUCAGAACGCGGUAAACUCGUUUGUAAACAGAUUUCGUUGCGCUGCUGGUCUUUAUGUCAGCUCAGAGGACUCAGGUUUUGUCUAGGUUUCAGUUCGGGUCCCGUGGCUGUAAUGCAGCGGAGCAAAGCGGCUGUCAGUGUGGAAGUGAAGCAGGUUAUCGAAGCUCUGUGUAGACUUUUAGCUGCCGCCGGCCUGGACGCUGUUCCGCCACCAGAGGCCUUCAGACGGGCAAAAUUUGGACACGGACCUGAGGAGGAUCAGUUUUGGAAGCUCCUGGCCAACAUUCUCCAGACGACCGGGGUAGUUUCCUCUGAGACCAGCGCUCAGAUACGAGGAGGGCACAGAAAGCUGGUGACUGCAGGUCUGUGGCAGACCGGCUACCAUGCUGACUGGAUGUACAGAAAGGAGGGCGGAGAAGGCGGAGAGGAUGGAGGGAGUUUCUCCAGCAGAGAUCUCCUCCUGGCGCUGGGUUGGCUGCUGGCUGCGGGAACUCUGGACAAACUCUUGGCACAGCGACUUCAGCAACUAGACAAAACUCUCAUCUCAGCUCUACCUGCGAAAUGGGAGUUUUCCAGUGAGUUCCAGAUGGAUGAAACCUCGCUGAGGAGACUUCAGUGGCUCAUCGGGAGUCUGAGACACCAGGGACGGACUCUGCUGUCCAUGAUACACGAACGGACUCGAGCACUUCAUGCUGUUUUUUCUGCCAGCCUCUCCACCUCUACGUCCUCCUCUGGUCAGAGCUCAGCAGCCCUGCAGCAGGACUGUGUGUGUUUGCAGCAGCUGUGUGACCUCCUAGAAGCAUACGUGAGGUGGAAACAGGUGGAGAAAGUCUUCUGGACCUGGAUGGACAGUGUGGUGGACUGCCAUCUGGCCGAUCUUCAUGUCAAGAGGUCUUCACAAGCACCCGGUGGGAGUCCAAAAGGGUGUCACCAUGGAGACAGAGGGCUGCAGAAACUGGACGAAAUGCUGAUGAGACUGCCGACAGAUCAGGAAGCACAGAGACGCAGAGGAUGUGCUGACAGAGGAGAGAGUUUACAGGAUGCGAUCGCCCCCUCCCUGCCUCCUCCUCCUUCCUCUCUCCCCACCCUACCAUCGUUCCCUCCGGUCUGUCGAGCCAGGCUGCAGCCUGAGAAGCCUGUUGCACCCCGCUGUUGCCUCACAGAGGGCCCCCAUGGCGAGGUCCAGGCUCCUCAUGAGCUCCCAGCAUCUCAGGCUGCAGAGCGUCUGCUUCAUGCCGAGUCUGUGCUGCUGCAGCAGAGGGACAGGCAGAGACUGGCCAACAGGAUGCAGCUGCAGGACCUGAUCGGCAGGCUGGAUGAGCUGCUGUUGAUCCCUCUGUAGAUUUUCUAACUGAAGAUUCAGAUCCCAAUGACUGUCGUAUUUAUGACUCUUCAAGUUUGACACAUGGCUGAAGCUUUUGUAACAGACACUGUGAUGUUUAAGAUUACACUUCUGUUUUGGAAAUGCAUCCAAUAAAAAUGUUUUCUCUUUA